Messenger RNA from Paralichthys olivaceus (Japanese flounder), 6366 nucleotides. RefSeq names its product contactin-associated protein-like 4. NCBI's taxonomy places the organism in Eukaryota, Metazoa, Chordata, Actinopteri, Pleuronectiformes, Paralichthyidae. The record is from RefSeq and is a predicted model, not a curated record.
AUGGAUCUGUGGACUAAAUCAGUCGCUUGGAUUAUCUCUCAGGUCUUCGUGCUUCUCUCCAGCUCGUACGGGACAACAGGAGGAGAAGACGCGUGUGACAGCGCUCUGGUGUCCAAUCUGCCGCCAUCGUCCUUCAGGAGCUCCUCCCAGCUGUCCAGCAGCCACGCACCGGGCUUCGCCAAACUCAACAGGAGAGAAGGAGCUGGAGGCUGGUCUCCUCUCACCUCAGACAGGUAUCAGUGGCUGGAGGUCGACCUGGGUGAGCGAACCAGGAUCACCGCCGUCGCCACCCAGGGCCGAUACGGCAGCUCUGAUUGGCUGUCGUCGUACCUGCUGAUGUUCAGCGACACGGGACACAACUGGAAGCAGUACAGACAGGAGGACAGCAUUGGGUCUUUUCCAGGAAACAGUAAUGCCGACAGCGUGGUUCAGUACAAGCUGCAGCAGCCGGCGAUCGCUCGCUUCCUCCGCCUCAUCCCUCUGAGCUGGAACCCCAAUGGACGGAUCGGACUGCGGCUGGAGACCUACGGAUGUCCUUAUACCUCUGAUGUGGUGAGUUUCGACGGCAGCAGCGGCAGCCUCUUGUACGGGUGGAGUCCCGGGCCGAGGCGGACAUCCAAAGAGGUCGUCUCUCUGAAGUUUAAAACCCUGAGGAAUUCUGGGACAUUGCUGCAGGUGGCGGGAGAGGGAGGACUUGGACUGAGUCUGGAGUUAGAAAGAGGAAAACUACAGCUGCUGCUCAGACAAGGUGGGACUUCCUCUCCUGAACCCCGGCGUCUUGCCUCCCUCGGCAGCCUGUUAGACGAUCAGCACUGGCAUCAUGUGGCAGUGGAGUGGCAAAGUGCUCACCUCAACCUCACUGUGGACAAUCACAGUGAGAGGGUUCAAAUCCCAGCGGAGUUCAGCCACUGGGACAUCGAACAGCUGAGCGUAGGAGCGGCCCUCAGCCUCGACUCUCAGAAACCACUCGUGUCCAAGAGGAACUUCCACGGCUGCCUGGAGAACCUGCUCUACAACAGCCUCAACUUGAUAGAACGAGCCAAACACGACGACCAGCAGAUGACUGUCAUGGGCAAUGUGACCUUUUCUUGUGCUGAGCCAGUUUCCGUCUCCGUGACGUUUCCCGGCCCCCAGAGCUUCCUCCAGUUGCCGGGGGCAAUGGCAUCCGCUUUAGGAGGCGUGUCCGUGGGGUUCCAGUUCAGGACGUGGAACAAGGCGGGGCUUCUGCUCACCUUUGAACUCCCUCACGAAGGAGGAGUGGUCUGGCUGCACCUGAGUGACGCCAGACUGCGGCUGCAGGUCCAGAAGGCUGGCAGGGCGCUGCUGGAGCUCAGUGCAGGUUCGGCUCUGAACGAUGGUCAGUGGCAUUCAGUGGAUUUAACCUCAGGACGAGGACGUCUGACCGUCACUGUGGAUGACGGAGAAGGAGGUGUUGCUCACGCCAGCCCCUCAUUUCCUGUCAGCGUAAGACAUCAACUCUUCUUUGGUGGUUGUCCCGCUGACGACGACAAUCAGGAGUGUAGAAACCCCUUCGACAUCUUCCAGGGCUGCAUGCGCCUCCUCUCUGUGGACAACCUGCCAGUGGACCUGAUCCUGGUGCAGCAAAGACUGCUGGGAAACUACAGCCACUUGCAGAUCGACAUGUGCGGCAUCAUCGACAGGUGUUCUCCCAGUCGUUGUGAACAUGGCGGCCACUGCAGUCAGUCCUGGACCAUCUUCCACUGUAACUGCUCGGACAGCGGCUACAGCGGCGCGACCUGCCACAGCUCUGUGUACGAGCAGUCGUGCGAGGCGUACAAACACAACGGCAACACGUCGGGUCAUUUCUACAUCGACGUGGACGGCAGCGGAUCAAUCAAACCACAGCUGGUCUACUGCAACAUGACAGAGGAAGACACAUGGAUGGUGAUCCAACACAACAACACAGAGCUGACCAGAGUCCGACCCUCUCCAGACGAGAACCAGCAUUUAGUCCACUUCGACUACUCGUCGCACGAGGAGCAACUGUCGGCCGUCAUCAGCCAAUCACAGCACUGCGAACAGGAGCUGUCCUACCGCUGCAGGAAGUCCCGCCUCCUGAACACCCCAGAGGGCUCUCCGUUCAGCUGGUGGCUCGGCGGUCCCGGCUCCGGCCUUCUCCAGGCAUACUGGGGCGGAGCUCAACCAGGCAGCCAGCAGUGCGCCUGCGGCCUGCAGGGCGACUGUGUGGACCCCCAACACUACUGCAACUGUGACGCCGACCGCCUGGAGUGGGCUGAAGACUCGGGCCUGAUCACCCAUAAGGAGAGUCUCCCAGUCAGGUCUCUGGCGCUGGGUGACAUCCAGAGGGCGGGGUCAGAAGCGGCGUACAGGGUGGGACCGCUCCGUUGUCAAGGAGACAAGAAUUUCUGGAACGCUGCGUUUUUCGACAAGGAGACGUCGUACCUCCACUUUCCCACCUUCCACGGAGAGCUGAGCGCCGACAUCUCCUUCCUGUUUAAAACCACGGCCUCCUCGGGUGUGUUCCUGGAAAACCUGGGCAUCAAAGACUUCAUCCGCAUCGAGCUGAGGUCCUCCACCGAGGUGGUUUUCUCCUUCGACGUCGGUAACGGGCCGCUGGACGUUCUCGUGGAGUCGAACGUCUCUCUGAACGACAACAGGUGGCAUCGGGUCCGAGCCGAGCGGAACGUCAAGGAGGCGACGCUUCGAUUGGACGAGCUUCCCGCCGCCGCGCAGGAGGCUCCGGCUGACGGACACUUCCACCUGCAGCUCAACAGCCAGCUGUUCAUAGGAGGCACAGCGUCCAGACAGAAGGGCUUCCGGGGCUGUAUUCGCUCUCUGCAGCUGAACGGCGUCACCCUGGACCUGGAGGAGAGGGCGAAGAUCACACCCGGGGUUCGACCCGGCUGCCCGGGUCACUGCAGCAGCUACGGCUCGCUCUGCCAGAACCAGGGCCGCUGCGUGGAGAGAGCCAACGGCUUCCACUGUGACUGUGGCCUGUCAGCGUACACCGGGGUCUUCUGCCACACAGAGGUGUCGGCCACCUUCGAGUCCACGACGUCCGUCAGCUACACCUUCAAGGAGCCGUACGAGUUGAUGAGGAACAGCAGCGCCCUGCCGUCCUCCAUCUACUCCGACAUGACGCUGAGAGGAGAGAACGUCUCGCUGAGCUUCAGGACCAAUCAGAGUCCGACUCUGCUGCUCUACGUCUCCUCGUAUUACAGAGAGUACCUGGCCCUGCUCAUCAACAAGCACGAUGAGCUGGAGGUCAGGUUCAAGCUGGACAGCAGCAGAGAAGCAGACAUUUUGAGGAGCAGAGUGAAGAGUCUGGCCAACGGACAAUUACACACUGUUACUGUCAAGAGACUGAGCGACUCUGUGUCUGUGCAGAUUAACCAGAACCCCAGAGAGGACUUCAACCUGACGUCCGACGGAGAAUUCAAUGCCAUCAAGUCUCUGGUGUUAGGCAGAGUACAAGACUCUGACGAGUUGGAUCCAGAGCUGUCCAGGCUGGCGUCUCUGGGUUUCAGCGGCUGUCUCUCAGUGCUCAGCUUUAACUCCAUCAGUCCUCUGAAAGCCGCCGUGCUCCACCCGGACACCAGCCCCGUCAUCAUCAGCGGACCUUUACUCCGCUCCAGCUGCGGUUCCUCGGCUUCGGCCAAUCCCUACGCAGCGGAGAACAAACACCACCUGUCAGACCAGUCUGGUUCAGUGGGUUCAGGUGAACCUCUGGUCAAUGCCAUCAGGACCGACUCGGCUCUGAUCGGAGGUGUGAUAGCGGUGGUGAUCUUUGUGAUCGUGGCCGCCCUGGCGAUAACGGGCAGAUUCCUCUACCGGAGGAAAGAGACGUAUCGAAACCAGGAAGUGAAGGGGGUCAAACGGGAGGACAGCCCAGAUUUUCCUUUCAACAACCAGACUGACUCCCAGAACGUCUGCAGUGAAAACCGAAAGGAGUAUUUCAUUUAGCCGGAGCCGACGUGAUGAACCGGUGGUUUUUCGGAGCUGAGGUGCAGACGCCUCAGAACCUCUCGCUGCACUCAGAGCCACUGGAGACUUCACUGGCAGAGGCUCCGCAGAAAUACGUAAAGCAAAAGAAGAACAAUGUCUUUUACUGUAUAUUGUGUAUAUACUGAUCCAAACAGGCAACACUGCCGGACUUCUGAGGUGUUGAUAUCCUUCAUUCAGAGGCUGUAAAUAUAAAAAAAGAAAUGUAAAUGUCGGUUUCAUGUCUACAACAAUCUUUAGCUGACAUCAAUUUCAUCUUGGAACAUUUUAAAGGAGACACAUGCUCAUAUUCUGGUUUAUAAUUUAAUUCAAACAGUCUCCUCGUGAUUUAGGAGCUUUUCUGUUUCCAACAACGAACCCUGUACGACACAGCGGAGGAAAGAAAUCACAACAAAAGAAAAACAUCACGUCUCCUUUAAAUUCUCCUGAGAGGAACUGAUUUUGUUUCGUGGAUUAAUUUUAGAAUAUUCAAACACAACUUCUUUUCUCCAGUGAAUCGGGGUGCAUUGAGUUUGGACAGGAGUCAUUUGGCUGAUGCACUUUUCCACGAGGACGAUGAACGGAUGUUUGUUUAAUUGGAAGUGGAAACGUUCAUUAGAAAGAACUCUAGAGUCGGAGCUGCUGUUUGGACGUUUGCUCGUCCGUGGCGCCUUUUUUUUUUUUUCUUUGUUGCCGCGUGCAAUUACUCUUUAGAGGCUUCCGAAUAUUUUUGCGUGUGCUUGUUCACUUUUAUUUUUUGCAAUUUACAUUUGCAUGUAUUGUCAGAGUCCCUGCAGCCGUCGUACGUCCACGUCAUAUCAAGAUCUUCUCGAUCCACAUGAAUUGAACAUUUCUCAUAUGUGAUUUUCUUCCAGCAACAUUUUUGCUACCAGUGAAUUCUGGUGUUAACAAGUGGCAUCUUCAAAGUCUACACAGUCUUACUCACUCCAGUCGUGCACAUCGCCACGAGCACAUUGUGCGUUUGUACCGUUUGACGAGUGGCACGCUGCAGUCUGGCAGCUGCUGGUUGAGAGACUUGGAGACUUUUAUACAGCUGGGAUUGAUUUCUCCACUUCAUUUCCAUUUCUACCCCUUUUUUCCUUCCUCUCGCUGCCGUCCUUUCUUUUCUCUGGUGACUUCCCUCCAUCGGAACAUGAAAGCGCAAGAAAAGCAGGGAACAAAAAUACAUCCAUGAGCAUUUAACGUUUUCAGUUUCCUGUUGUGUGGAGGCUUUCUAAAAACAGGUUGUUCACUCGAAUGGGACUCUUCUCUCCUCCGGGCCGCCCGCUGGAAGCUUCCUCUCCCAGCUCUCUGAGCAGCAAAGCUUUUAACACUGACGGCAGCACAGGCUCUGUGACACCGGGCCUGUCUGUCACCUCGCUCGCUGCACGCACAGACGGUUAAUGUGUUUUUUCAAAUGCUAAUCUGCUUCGCUCUGACAGGUGGAUUGUGAAAAGCAGCGAGUUGAUCAGAAUGAGGCGGUGAGAUAAUCCAGGAGGCGUCAGGCAGACAUGUAAUGAAAACACAUUCUGAUAUUAGCACUGGAAACGACGCCGCGUGUGUUAAUUCAGCUCAUGUGUAAAGAGGAGCUGCCGAUGGAGGGAAGCUGAGAAGCAGAAAGAGGAUCGACAGCAGCUGUUAAACAAAUAUACACCACCGUCUCUCUCCGCCAGGCCCCAGAGCACUGAUGGGAUUUUAAUGAGAUAAGUUGCUAAAACUUUAAAGUGCAUUAUUCAUCCCUUUGUUUGUGGGUUUUUUUCUUUUUUUUUUAAUUCAUCUCACAACAGCUGAGGCCACGUUGUCGACACAUCCAGAGACUCGACUCUCUGAAGUGACUGUCGUCCAUCGUCCUGCAGCGGUGCAGCACUCGAUGGCAGAGAGGAACUCGACCGUUAACCUUGACGGUCAGAUAACUCUCAGACUGAGCUCAGCUGGAGGACGCUGCUGAGAAAACAGUCAAAUAAAAAAACUCCUGAGAAUGUGGCCGCACCCGCACCCGCACUGCCGCGUCUUUGUUUGAAAAUAAAAGAUUUAGUAGUUCCGUUUGAACACCGCAGGACUGCGUUUGAGUCUGGACGGAAAGACGCUGAGAUGUUUGGAGACGAUGACGUAGACGCUCACGACCACAGUUUAAAAAAGUCCCCAACAAAUGAUAAUCUGUUUCUAAAUGUGCUUUCGACUGAGGCUCCAGAAGAGUCAGGGAUGUCAGAUAUUUAACACAUCGUUCUAUUCGUUUUUUUUUAUUGGAUUCACUGACAGUAAGAAAACCUAGAAUAAAUCCAGUCUUAUUCUCACAGGAGUGAAUAUGACGAAGCUCUGGUUCAGAGUUGAAGUGUGUAACUGUUGUGUUGGUGCAGUGACGUCGUGAGUGACCUGCCAUAUAGAAAUAUAUACAGAUUUGAU